CCCCCCGUCGGUGACACCAUGACGAGCGGCCAGGACGAGAGUUCGGUCCGGGUGGCGCUGAGGAUCCGUCCUCAGCUGGCCAAGGAGAAGAUCGAGGGCUGUCACAUCUGCACUUACGUGAUGCCCGGGGAGCCCCAGGUGUUUCUGGGUAAGGACAAGGCCUUCACCUAUGACCAUGUCUUCGACAUGGACUCCCAGCAGGAGAUCAUCUACACCCACUGCACGGAGAAGCUCAUCGAUGGCUGCUUCGAGGGCUACAACGCCACCGUCUUCGCCUACGGACAGACGGGAUCGGGAAAGACCUACACCAUGGGAACGGGCUUCGAGGUCAGCAUCGGAGACGGCGAGCUGGGCAUCAUCCCACGCGCUGUCAGCCACCUGUUCAGAGGCAUCGAGGAACGCCGGCAGGCCGCCACGCAGCAGGGCAAGCCUGUUCCCGAGUUCAAGAUCAACGCGCAGUUCCUUGAGCUGUACAACGAGGAGGUUCUGGACUUGUUCGACUCCACGCGCGACGUGGAGGCCAGGAAACAGAAAUCCAACAUCAAGAUCCAUGAAGACGCCAAUGGAGGCAUCUACACCGUGGGCGUCACCACGCGCACCGUCACCUCGGAGGCCGAGAUGAUGCAGUGUCUGAGGCUGGGCGCUCUGUCUCGCACCACCGCCAGCACCCAGAUGAACAGCCAGAGCUCCCGCUCCCACGCCAUUUUCACCAUCCACCUGUGCCAAGUCCGAAUCUGCUCACCGGAUAACAACGACAAUGAGACCGACAACCGUCUGGCCAACACCUCAGAGAUGAAUGAGUUCGAGACGUUGACAGCCAAGUUUCACUUCGUCGACCUGGCUGGCUCCGAGAGACUGAAGAGGACGGGCGCCACGGGAGACAGGGCGAAGGAGGGCAUCUCCAUCAACUGUGGACUGCUCGCUCUGGGAAACGUCAUCAGCGCUCUUGGAGACCGGAGUAAGCGGUCCACCCACGUGCCUUACCGAGACUCCAAACUGACACGGCUGUUACAGGACUCACUGGGAGGCAACAGUCAAACAGUGAUGAUCGCCUGCAUCAGCCCGUCUGACCGCGACUUCAUGGAGACCUUGAACACGCUUAAAUACGCCAACCGGGCCAGGAACAUCAAAAACAAGGUGGUGGUGAACCAGGACAAAGCCAGCCAGCAGAUCAGCGCCCUGAGGACGGAGAUAGCCCGGCUACAGAUGGAACUAAUGGAGUACAAGACGGGCAAGCGCAUGGUGGGAGAGGAUGGCAUAGAGGGUAUGAACGACUUGGUCCAUGAGAACUCCAUGCUGCAGACGGAGAACAACAACCUGAGGGUGAGGGUGAAGGCCAUGCAGGAGACCAUUGACGCCCAGAGAGCCAGACUCACCCAGCUCCUCAGUGACCAGGCCAACCAGACCCUGGCCAGGGCAGGUGAGGGUAAUGAAGAGAUCGGCAACAUGAUUCAGAACUACAUCAAGGAAAUCGAGGAGCUCAGAGCCAAACUGCUGGAGAGCGAGGCCGUGAGCGAGAACCUCAGGAAGAGCCUGUCCCGGGCCUCCACGCGCUCCACGCUGUACGGGCGGCCCACCUCCUUCUCCCCGACCCAGCUCGCCCCCGAGAAGGAGGCCAACGAUAUCAUCGAAAUUGCCAAGAAAAACUUGCAAAAGCUAAAGAAGAAGGAGAGGAAAAAGAAAAGGAGACUGAGACGGUACGAGGUGACUCGCCACAGAGAGGUUGAACACGCCAGUGUGAUCAAGGGAGAGGUGCCAGACAAUGAACAGGAGCGAGGCACCGAGGAGGUGGAGGGGGAGGGUAGCGACCAUGAUGAAGGGGACGAUGCGGAGGCAGAGGAAGAAGACUUUGAUAUGGAGGGAGAGGACAGUUCAGAUGAAUCCGACUCUGAAGAACUGGACGAGAAAGAGAACUUCCAGGCGGACCUGGCCAACAUCACCUGUGAGAUUGCCAUCAAGCAGAAGCUGAUAGACGAGCUGGAGAACAGCCAGCGGCGUCUGCACACGCUGAAGCAGCAGUACGAGCACAAGCUGAUGAUGCUGCAGAGCAAGAUCAGAGACACACAGCUGGAGAGGGACAAGGUGCUGCACAACAUGGGAUCGGUGGAGUCAUGCACCGAGGAGAAGACCAAGAAGAUCAAGGUGGAGUAUGAGAGGAAGCUGAGCUCAAUGAACAAAGAGAUGCAGAAGCUCCAGUCGGCCCAGAAGGAGCACGCCCGCCUGCUGAAAAACCAGUCACAGUAUGAGAAGCAGCUCAAGAAGCUCCAGCUGGAUGUGGCCGAGAUGAAGAAGACCAAGGUGGGGCUGAUGCGUCAGAUGAAGGAGCAGCAGGACAGGAACAGAGCCUCGGAGUGCCGGAGGAACAGAGAGAUUGCCUCUCUGAAGAAAGACCAGCGCAGGGCAGAGCAUCAGCUCCGACAGCUGGAGGCGCAGAAAAGACAACAGGAAUUAAUCCUACGCAGGAAGAAUGAGGAGGUGACAGCCCUGAGGCGCCAGAUAAGGCCUGCCUCUGGUAAGGUGACCAGGAAGGUGAGUUUACCUGAACCACUUCCAGAGCAUUCACACCACAGCACGCCGGGAAGACUGCAGUCGUCUGGAGCCAACCCCGCCAAUGGAGCCAGGAAGUCACCGGUGCGGAUGGGCAGUGUUUAUUCCACCAGGACGGCCCGGGCCAAGUGGCAGUCUCUGGAGAGACACGUCAGUGACAUUAUCAUGCAGAAGAUGACCAUAUCCAACAUGGAGGCUGACAUGAACCGGCUGCUGAAGCAACGAGAGGAGCUGACCAAGCGAAGGGAGCGAGUGUCCAGGAAGAGCGAGAAGAUGGCGGUGGACGGGGCAGACGCCGACCGCUCCCUGGCGUCCCUGAAUGAGGAGAUGGAGUCUCUGGGCGCCAACAUCGACUACAUCAACGACAGCAUCGCUGACUGCCAGGCCAACAUCAUGCAGAUGGAGGAGGCCAAGGAGGAAGGAGACAUAUUGGAUGUGAAUGCAGUGGUCAGCUCAUGUAACCUGUCAGAGGCCCGCUUCCUCCUGGACCACUUCAUGUCUAUGGCCAUCAACAAGGGACUGCAGGCGGCCCAGAAGGAUUCCCAGGUGAAGGUGAUGGAGGGCAGGCUGAAGCAGACGGAAAUCAACAGCGCCACCCAGAACCAGCUGCUCUUCCACAUGCUGAAGGAGAAGGCCGAGGUCAACCCAGAGCUGGACGCCCUGCUGGGCAGCGCCCUCCAAGAGUUAGGGUGCCUGUCAGCGGAGAAUGGAGAUGACAGCAGUAGUGAUGAGUCCACCCACAGUCCAGCUACAGAGGGCAGCACAUUGGCCUCAGAUUUGUUAAAGUUGUGUGGUGAACCCAGACCCAGGAGCAAGGCACGUAGGCGGACCACCACUCAGAUGGAGCUGCUGUAUGCCAGCAGUGGGGAUCUGUCCGGUGAAUCCCCUACGGGGGAUUUCUCUGUCCCCAUGCUGCCCCUCACAGAGCCUCUGGAGGUGAUAGGGGACAUGCAGGCAUCUGGCGUGGGACAAAUUCCAGAUCGCGAGCACACCGUUUCCCCAUCAGCAUUGUCUGUCAGGCCACCCGGCAUUUCUGGUCCCAAGUCAGGUGCCGAAAGGAAGCUGUUGGAACGCUCGCCGCUCACCCGGAGGAGGAUGCUGGAGCGAGGUCACACGGCCGCACACACCCUGGCGCCCACACACACACCCACACCCACACAGCCCGCUGCUGCGACAGAAACCAAGACCAAAGGCACCGACUACAAAACGCUGUUGGCGGUGUCCCCUGUAUUUGAUGGCCAUAGAGGUGUGAUCAACCCUGUGGAGGUCCCCAAGAGCAGCCGAGGGGUCAACCUGCAGUGUGUCUAUGUGGCCGAGGGACACACCAAACCUGUACUGUGUGUGGACGCUACCGAUGACCUGCUCUUCACAGGGUCCAAAGACCGUACAUGUAAGGUGUGGAACUUGGUGACAGGACAGGAGAUCAUGUCUCUAUCAGAGCACCCCAGCAGUGUCGUCUCAGUCAGAUACACUUCCAGCCUGGUCUUCACCGUGUCCACCGCCUACAUCAAAGUCUGGGACAUACGAGACUCCGCCAAAUGUAUCCGCACUCUCACGUCGUCAGGCCAGGUGAGUUCAGGGGACAGCUGUUCCUCUCUGAGGAGUCUAUUGAUCCCUGCAGGAGAAAGCCAGAUCAACCAGAUCGCCCUCAAUCCCUCAGGCUCUUUCCUGUACGCGGCCGCUAGCAACGCCGUGCGCAUGUGGGACCUCCGCAAGUUUGUGUCUACCGGGAAGCUGACCGGUCACCUGGGACCUGUCAUGUGUCUGACUGUGGAUCAGUUAGGUAACGGACAGGACGUCGUGCUCACCGGCUCCAAGGAUCACCAUAUUAAAAUGUUUGAGGUGGCGGAGGGGGUCCAGGGGAGUAUCACCUCCAGCCAUACCUUCGACUCGGCCCACCAGGACACUGUGGACUCCUUGGCCGUCCACGCAGACAGCUUCUACAGCGGCUCCAGAGACUUCUGCAUCAAGAAAUGGGACAUGGCCAGCAAAAAACUGCUGCAGGUCUCGCACGGCGCUCACAAGGACACUGUGAGCGCCCUGGGCGUGGUGCCGGGCUCCCGGGUGCUGCUCAGCAGCUGCAGGGGAGGGCUGCUACGUCUCUGGCACACCAACUCGCUGGCACCCCUAGGGGACAUCCAGGGACACGACAGCCCUAUCAAUAGCCUGGCCACCAACAGCAGUCAGCUCUUCACUGCCUCAGAUGACCGGACAGUGAAGAUUUGGCAAGCCAAUGGGUCUCUGGAGGAGGGAGUUUACUGACAUGGAUUACUGAUCAGUGGGAGAGGUGCUCCGCUGGACACAGGAACUGGGCCGUCUCUGAUAUCCACUGAUCUCCAGUCAGUAAAGAACAAUCGUCCACAGAAUCAGGCUUGUGGAUUGUUUGUACUUGGUCCCAACACUGAAAACACAGCUACCAUGUCCAAGGGUGACAGAGUAUUUACUUGGUAAAAUAACCCGAGUUGAGAAGGGCCUUUC
Molecule: messenger RNA, 5025 nt
Organism: Lampris incognitus (smalleye Pacific opah)
Lineage: Eukaryota; Metazoa; Chordata; Actinopteri; Lampriformes; Lampridae
Product: kinesin-like protein KIF21A
Exons: 37
Coding region: 19-4809 (1596 amino acids)
Biological process (GO): mitotic spindle organization; microtubule-based movement
Molecular function (GO): microtubule binding; ATP binding; microtubule motor activity
Source: RefSeq, a predicted model, not a curated record